GGAGCCGCCAAGUACCGGCGCGUCGCUCUCUGUGACACCUCCCCGCUGUCAUUUCUCACUUUCUCAACCUUUCUGUGAGACUCGGGCUGUGGACGUUCGGGAUCGGGCCUCUGUGGAGAACCGCGCUGUUUCUGGAGAAUAACUGAUGUUGCAUCUCCAUAUGAGCGAAUAGGGAGCAGGACUCUCCCCUCACAAGGUUGGGGCUUACCCAGCUGUAGAGAGACCCAGACCUGGGGAAAGAUCCAGAUCAAUAUGGAGUCAUUUAUCUUCUGGAGGGCUGUCUUCUUCUUCCUCACGCUUCCCACUGUCCAGUGUGCAGAGAGUCAGCCUCAGAGCGCCGUGUUCCUGCCAGAGUUCGCCCUCUCACCUCAGGGCAGCUUCAUGGAGGAUGCUACAGAAGAUCAGUUUCUAACCUACAGAUACGACGACCAGGCAUCCAGGACAACCCGCUCGGAUGAAGACAUUGGAUGGGAUGCCUGGGGCCCCUGGAGCGAGUGCUCUCGCACCUGUGGAGGAGGAGCCUCCUACUCUUUACGACGCUGUCUCAAUGGAGGAAGCUGUGAUGGCAAAAACAUCCGCUACAGAACCUGCAGCAACAUGGAUUGCCCAGCAGAGUCAGGUGAUUUCCGGGCCCAGCAGUGUUCAGCCCACAAUGACAUCAAGUACCAGGGUGUCACCUAUGAGUGGUUCCCAUCACCAUAUGACCCAUCAGCACCCUGUGCACUGCGGUGCCAGGCCAACGGGAGAAGUCUCACUGUUGAACUGGCCCCCAAGGUGCUGGACGGAACACGAUGCCGGACCGAUGCUUUUGACAUGUGCAUCAGUGGAGUGUGUCAGGAGGUGGGCUGUGAUCGGCAGCUGGCCAGUGGUGCCAGGGAGGAUAAUUGUGGUAUUUGUGGAGGUGACGGCUCCACGUGCCGGCUGGUCCGUGGACAGGCUCUACCCCACCUCACACCAGAACAAUCUCUGAAGACAGUGCUUGAGAUGCCAUUAGGAUGCCGAUUUCUCAGACUCAAUGCCAAAGGACCUGAUAUGAUAGUUAUCGAAGCCGUGUCUCUUCGGGGGAGGAAGGAAGAGACCAGUCUGGUGUCUACAGGCUCCUAUAUGAUAGGAAACACCUCCUUGGACUUUCAAAGAGGCACGGACAGGCAGACACUCAGGACACAUGGCCCACUCAACGCUGAUUUCAUUAUCAAGAUGAAGUAUGGAGGCCCAAAGGACACAGUUGUCCAGUUUCUCUUCUACCAGCCAAUCAGGUACCAGUGGAGAGAGACUGACUUCUUUCCCUGCUCAGUCACCUGUGGAGGAGGCUAUCAGCUGAACUCUGCAGAGUGCAUAGACAUCAGAUCCAACCAGACCCUGCCAGAGCAUCACUGUAACAGCUAUCCUGAAAACACCAAGCCCACACCAAAACUCAAGGAGUGCAACAUGGACCCCUGCCCAGAGAGCGAUGGAUUCAAAGAGGUGAUGCCAUAUGAUCACUUCCAACCUCUGCCCCGCUGGGAGCAGGGCCCCUGGACCCAAUGCUCCGUGUCCUGUGGUGAAGGUGGCGGCUGGCAGGAUCGCAGCGUGCUGUGUGUGGAGGAGGACACCCAUGGACAGUUCUCCCAGGUGGAGGAGUGGAAGUGCACCCACUCCCCUCGACCUAUCACCCGACAGAUUUGUAACACCUUUGCUUGCCCCCAGUGGGUGGCUAUGGAAUGGUCUCAGUGCACAGUGACCUGUGGCCGUGGCCUGCGUUACCGGGUGGUUCUGUGCAUUGACCAUCGUGGGCAGCACAUUGGAGGCUGUGAAGCUUCACUGAAACCUCAUGUUAAAGAAGACUGUCUGGUACCUAUUGCCUGUCACAAGCCCAGAGAAUCCCUGCCCGUGGAGGCCAAGCUUCCCUGGUUAAAACAAGCCCACGAACUGGAGGAACAGCAUACUGCUACAGAGGACCCCACAUUUGUACCUGGGCCCUGGUCACCCUGCAGCACCACCUGUGGGCCUGGCAGGCAAAUUCGGGAGGUAAAGUGUCAGGUGCUACUCUCGUUCACCAAGACGGAGGUGGACCUUCCAGAAGAGGAGUGUGGUGAAGACAGACCCCAGGUGGAGAGACCCUGCAACUUGGGACUAUGUACCAAAGUUCCAGGCAUCUCUGCAGGCCUCCAAGACCACGGGGCCCCUUACAUCCAGACAGAGGAGCUGUACAGCUGGGACUACAGAGGCUUCACCGCCUGCUCAGCCACAUGUGCUGCCGGUGAGGUUUCUGGAAUAGACGUUUGCAGUUGA
Centropristis striata (black sea bass) is the source of this 2271-nucleotide messenger RNA. Its product is annotated as ADAMTS-like protein 3. The transcript has 16 exons. NCBI's taxonomy places the organism in Eukaryota, Metazoa, Chordata, Actinopteri, Perciformes, Serranidae. The record is from RefSeq and is a predicted model, not a curated record. The coding region runs from base 253 to 2271 and encodes 672 amino acids. Gene Ontology annotation, molecular function: metalloendopeptidase activity. Gene Ontology annotation, cellular component: extracellular matrix. Gene Ontology annotation, biological process: extracellular matrix organization.